This is a messenger RNA of Anopheles cruzii, 1154 nucleotides long. Its product is annotated as PE-PGRS family protein PE_PGRS26-like. NCBI's taxonomy places the organism in Eukaryota, Metazoa, Arthropoda, Insecta, Diptera, Culicidae. The annotation marks the transcript as partial. The transcript is spliced from 3 exons. The record is from RefSeq and is a predicted model, not a curated record.
GCCAGUUUUACGCGAUUACUCCGAAACCUAAUCGUGAAGAAGCGAUGCUCCUGCGAGUAGGCAUACUCGUGGGCCUGUGCCUGACCUUGAGCUGUGCGGCGGAGGACGUGAUUCCAUGCACAACCGACAAAGGGGGCAAAGGAGAGUGCGUCAAACUGCACCUCUGCCCGGAUGGAAUCUUGAAUGUGGAUGGCACCAACAUAAUCGACAUUCGCUUCAAUCCGGAAAACGAGUGUGAAGACUACCUCUUGAAGUGUUGCCCGAUUCCAGAUGACGAAGAUGAUGACCGGGUCGUCGAGCCGCAGACUUCUCCGACGAUCGAUAAACCGGUUUUACCAACCACAGGAACGACUGGCCUCACCGGACUUGCCACGGGACCAAAUUCGGGCCCUGCACCUCAUCCAACGGCACCAGGCACGGGUGUCCCGGGAAACACUGGCCAGAGUACUGUCCCUGGUGGUCUUCCUCCGACCACCGGAGACCUUGCUGCGGGUAAUUUAAAGCCUCCGGGCGGAAUGAGUGGUGGUGAAUGUGCGGGUGGCGGUAGUCAUCAUGGUCACGGAUGCUGCAAGGGGAAUAAUGCUUGUCAAAGGCCCGGAUCACCACACGAUGAGCAGGUGGAUAUGGUUGGGGCGGAUUUACUGCCGGCGGCAGGCGGCAAACCAACAUCUGCAGAUCUUACCCACGACAGUGGAAAGCCACCAACAGUUCACGGAGGUGGUCCACUGGUCACUGGCACAGGACUGAAUCAGAUUGCAUCCGGUGGCGGUGCACCGAAUCAAAAACCGGUUGGUUCUGGCACUAAUCUGGCGCCAGGAGCAUCAGGUGGUGCUGGAGGUGCUGGCACUCAGCCCGUGGGCAGCGGUGUAGGUAAACCUGGUGCUGGAGGAAGUGGGUCACCUACCGGCAGUGGACCUAGCCAAGGUGCUGGUGGAUUUGGCUCUCAACCUGGUGUUGGAGGAUCUGGCACGCAACCAACGGUUAGCGGUGUAGGUAAACCAGGAGAUCAGAAACUUCCUGGAUCUGGCUCUAGUUCCGGUGUUGGAGGCCAAAGUGCUGGUGGACCUGGUUCUCAAGCUGGUGUUGCGGGUACUGGCACGCAACCAACGGUUAGCGGUGUAGGUAAACCAGGAGAUCAGAAACUUCCUGGAUCU